AUGUCCUCAACGACAACAUACAGACCCUACAAUCGCAGUAGCAGCGGGACUUGCAGCGAGAAUCUUCCGCCUCGAACGCUUGCUCGUGUGGCUCGAGAAAUCCGUGAUCUUCAUAAGAAUCCACCGGAAGGCGUUCGGUUGGUAGUAGAUGCGCAAUCGGGUGUCCCGAGCAGUCUUGGAGAGGUUGUGGCUGAAAUUCAGGGACCACAGGACACUCCUUAUGAGGGAAAGUUCUUUCAACUGAAGCUGGUCCUCUCUUGUGACUUUCCAUCGUCUCCGCCUCGCGGUUUCUUCCUUACCAAAAUCUACCAUCCCAACGUUGACAUGUCUACCGGCGCAAUUUGCGUAAACACGCUAAAGAAAGAUUGGACGCCAGAAACGACUUUUUCUCAUGUUCUCAGUGUAAUUCGAUGCCUCUUGAUCAUUCCCUUCCCAGAGAGCUCUCUCAACGAUGAAGCAGGCAAACUCUUUAUGGAUUCCUACGACGAGUAUUCCAAACGCGCUCGUCUCAUGGCAGAUGUGCAUGGCCGCCCCUUUCAGACGGGAAAGACUGAAGAGGAUGGAAAGCCCAUGGGCACCAACAACAGCAACAAAGGGACAGAUGGAACCACCAGUGUUCUGAGCGAUGCCUCGGUUUCAAAAUCCAAUCCACUUCGUAGUAACAAUGGCGCAACAACCGGUGGAUCCGGAAAGAGUGGCAGCGGAAACGUUCGAAAGCAAGUGAGCAAUGGCAAGUCAGGUAAAAUGACAAAGAAGAAGAGUCUAAAGCGCCUGUGA
Messenger RNA from Seminavis robusta, 777 nucleotides. The record is from the annotation of a GenBank genome assembly. Lineage: Eukaryota; Bacillariophyta; Bacillariophyceae; Naviculales; Naviculaceae.